AAAAGAUACUUGCAAGAUGUUUGCAAACAUAAAAAUGGUUUUGAUAGAUUUAAGCGGAACUAUUCAUAUUGAAAAUAAACAAAUUCCGGGUGCAGUUGUAGCUUUGGAACGAUUGAGAGAAAAGAAGACCAGAGUGAAGUUUGUCACAAAUACAACAAAAGAGUCCAAACGUGUCCUGCUAGAUCGCCUGCAUCAUAUUGGUUUCCAAGUGACUGCUGACGAAGUGUUUACGUCCCUCACGGCGGCACGAAAUCUCGUGGCUUCACGUGGUUUGUCACCGCUUCUUCUUGUUGACGAUAAAGCGUUGGAAGAUUUUAAAGGUUUACCAGAGGGACCAACUAACGCUGUAGUGGUUGGACUAGCACCAGACAAGUUCCAGUAUGGAUGCCUCAAUGAAGCUUUCAGAUUAAUUCUUGAUGGAGCGCCACUGAUUGCAAUACACAAGGCACGCUACUACAAACAAUUGGAUGGGCUUGCAUUAGGACCAGGACCAUUUGUGACCGGGCUCGAGUAUGCAGCAGAUUGUAAGGCAGAGGUAGUCGGUAAACCAGAGGCUGCCUUCUUCUUGUCAGCGAUUGAAGGCAUGGAUGUUCGACCAGAAGAAUGUCUUAUGAUUGGUGAUGAUGCCCGUGACGAUGUAGUCGGAGCAGUCAAUGCAGGAAUGCAGGGUGUACUAGUAAGAACAGGCAAGUACCGCCCAGGAGAUGAAAACAAGUUACCCUCAGGUACACAGGUAGUGGACAGCUUUCCUCAUGCAGUUGACCUCUUGUUGGAUUCUUGACGCCUGUGACAUCAUGGCUGAUGGAGGUCAAAAGUUACCCUCAGGUACACAGGUAGUGGACAGCUUUCCUCAUGCAGUUGACCUCUUGUUGGAUUCUUGACC
Messenger RNA from Mya arenaria, 883 nucleotides. Its product is annotated as haloacid dehalogenase-like hydrolase domain-containing protein 2. Gene Ontology annotation, molecular function: phosphatase activity. The transcript is spliced from 7 exons. Bases 17 to 781 code for a protein of 254 amino acids. NCBI's taxonomy places the organism in Eukaryota, Metazoa, Mollusca, Bivalvia, Myida, Myidae. The record is from RefSeq and is a predicted model, not a curated record. Gene Ontology annotation, biological process: dephosphorylation.